UACUUGCGGUGUAGCUACUGCCGGUUUUCGGACCUGAACAACAGCGGCAGCUAUCAGAGAAUUGAAAUUACACCUGGCGGAUGUCUAUGGAAGACGAUAGUCAUCGACAAGGGUGGCUGCCCUAAUGUAUAGCGGCCAAGAUUAAAAAAAGUGUUCACGCCCACUCCGCCACGUUUGUGUGGACGUACUUGCCAGCAACGGCUUCUUCCUGGGUCCAUCUGCAGGAGAAAAAAUGGUUGUAGACAAGAUGUUUGAACCGGAGGAGUGCUUGGACAUUUUGUCCAUAGUGCGCUACAAGACUCAGCUGCUUGACAUUAUUGACGAAGCUGCGAGACUAAGCGAGUCGGAAAGACGCAAAAAAGCAGAAUGUGUAGAACUACGGCUGGAGAUCAGUUCGCUAAAAUCGGAUCUCAAUGCUAAGGAGCUCGAGCUUGCGGCCGUUGACCGGACCAUCGAGUGCGGGAUAGCAAGCGAAAACGCGCGCAUUUUGUCAAAGGAGAAUGAUGAACUGAAGGCCACCCGCGAUAACCUCAAAAAUCUCCUAGAGUCAAUCCAAGCCAGGCUGAAACAGUGUGAGCUGGAAAGAUACAGUGCGAUACAGGAGCUGAAGGCCUGUAAAACUCUUACACGCGCACGGGACCACGAUAUGGAGUCCUCGGCUACGUUGUGCGACAAGAUCAUCUCACUGCAAGGCCAAGCGACUAGGAAAUUUGAGGAUCUACAGCAGGCGUUGAACGAUGUCAAGAAAGAACGGAGUGACGUUCUGAAAAAGCAGCUUGAAAUGCAGAUGGAGCUAGAGGCGCUUAAGGCUGCCGUGGACGACUAUCAGGCAGACGAGCACAAAUAUCGGCAGCAUACUACACACCUGAGAGAACAACUUAUCGCGUCGUCCGCUAGCCUCGAAAAGCUCAAAGAGGAAGUGUUGAUGGAAAGAGAGCGGCGGAAGGAAAUCGAGGAAGACUUGAAUCGAUCGUCUCAGAGAAUCGCCGAACUAUCAGUAAGACUACAGCGUACGGUGCGCUAUAGAGUGUACGAUUCCGUGACUCAGGACUCACGAGAGCAGCUCGCUGAAGCUCUGCGUGCGGCAUAUUUGGGAAGAGAAACACUGGCGCCUUGUUUGAAGCAACUAACGCCGCCUCAGACGAGCGAAUAUAAGCUUGUACCAACUGAAGUCGAGCGGGUCAGCUCCCUUGGCGGCUUCGAGGAACGCCGAAAGUGCGACCUAUUCAACAAUAGAGAGGGGCCACAUACUGUUUUGGACACCACUCCCAAGAGUCGCAGUCCAUCCGCGGCAACCAGCACUCGGACACGCUGUCCAGAGAGCACGUCGAGCAGUUGUUCGGACUACCAGGCUGACAGCAACAUGGCACCUCGGGCUUCAGCUGAAUCUGCACAGCUGCGGGUGAUGUGCUCGGCAGAGACGCUUUCCGACAACCGAACAAAAUCCGGCUUGGAUAUGAACCACUUUGAGGACAGUCAUGUUAUUAUGUUCGAUAAAGAUGAGAUGACAUCAGUAGACCUGCCCGUGAAAUCGCCAGAACGGAAUCAGUGGAUUCUCUCUCGAAAUAUCGAAUGUGCAGUCGGACAUUUCACCGGUUCACCACAUUCUUGUCCCCACAAAAAGCCCCAUGAACAACAAACGUACGACAGUGUGCUCUUCCCGGCGUCUGAUGCAUUGUCUACACGACGGUUCAACCCGGAGAAAACCACGCCUAUCACACUGCGAGAAAAAGACCACGCUGUUGUGAAGACGGAAAUGGUGGGAAGGACCGCGAGUGAACUGGACGGAACUCCCUCCUCUUCGCCUGACGUCCCGGUCCUCUCUGUCAAAAACGAAACCGUCGAAUUGCAGCCACAUCCCUCGUCCAUGAGCGCUCUUGUAACUACCAAGAGUAUCCAGGAUCGCCCUUGCUAUAACAAAACAGGCUGUCAACGAAGCAUAUGCAAAACCCUAUUUCCCCUUCAGCUUCAACCGGCCCCGACAAAACGACAGACUCUGCGGAUGCGACUGUGGUAGAUCCCAUGCAACGACGAAUGUCGCUACAGCACUCUGACAGCACGCUGCAGAUGCUACAGCGAGGCGCCACUACCCCUUCGCAAACGCCAUGUUCCCCGGUUCUGGAUAGCAAGCACUCUCUAGACGAGCAAAAGGACAACGAAGGCACACAAACAAGUGUGCAAUUCGAUUGUGACUCCCUCCUGAAUGCAAUCUGCCUCUAACAGGUCCAGUUACUAAAAACUGUUCACGGUAUUUUGUCCAUGGAAUGUUUUAAAUGAAAUAGCACCUCGACUAUGUGCAUCUAACAUACAUUUCACGAGUCGUUGUGACUCCAGCGAAGCCCAUGAAACAUGUACUUAAUCUAUAGCAUAUUCCAA
Toxoplasma gondii ME49 is the source of this 2376-nucleotide messenger RNA. RefSeq lists its product as hypothetical. NCBI's taxonomy places the organism in Eukaryota, Apicomplexa, Conoidasida, Eucoccidiorida, Sarcocystidae. The transcript has 9 exons. The record is from RefSeq and is a predicted model, not a curated record. The coding region runs from base 233 to 2017 and encodes 594 amino acids.